Symbiodinium natans is the source of this 3660-nucleotide messenger RNA. The record is from the annotation of a GenBank genome assembly. NCBI's taxonomy places the organism in Eukaryota, Dinophyceae, Suessiales, Symbiodiniaceae.
AUGCACAGGGUGGAAAGGGGGUGUCUGCCCGGCACAAACUGCUUGGUGACGGUUCCGCAGGACCGUUACUUUGCCGUCGAAAAGUUCGGGGGCUUUUCGCACAUCUUGGAGCCAGGUUUAGCAGCAGUUGGUCUGGACUGCUGCGGACUCUGCGUCGGGUUGCGUUCUAUCACGGCCAGAACUGAGCAGCACUUCGUGACGGUAUCCACAAAGACCAAGGACGAUGUCUUCGUCCAUGUGAAGGUUGCCGUGCAGCAGGCGGUGAUGCCCGAAUACACAGAGCUUGCGAUGUACAAAUUGGACAAUGUGAAUGUGCAAGUCGAGUCUUAUGUUGCCGACGUGGUGCGCUCGCACGUCCCGCAGAUGACACUGGACGAGGCUUUCGAGAAGAAGGAGGACGUCUCCGAUGCCGUGCAGAAGAAGCUUGUACAGGAGAUGAUCAAUUUCGGCUUUUCCAUCACCAAGGCUUUAGUAACAGAGGUGAUGCCGCAUUCGGAAGUCGUGGCGUCCAUGAACGAGAUCAACAAGCAAAAGCGCUUGCGGGAUGCUACCCACAUGGCUGCUGAGGCCGAGAAGAUCAAGCUAGUCAAGGCUGCUGAAGCAGCGGCCGAUGCCGCACAGCUGCAGGGUGAAGGCAUUGCACGACAGCGUCGAGCCAUCAUCGACGGGUUGAGAGAAUCGAUCACACAUGGGUCGGGUGAGACUCUGUCGAUUGAGGAGAUCUCUGAUCUCAUGCUGAUUACACAGUACUUCGAGACUCUCCGAAACGUGGCCGCGUCGAAUCGGUCCAGCACUGUCUUCCUUCCUAGUGGACCACGCGACCUGGGUAUGUCCACCAAGUGGCGAAUCAGGUCGCGCGAUUCUCCUGUGCUAGGAAGUCCCGCGGUGCAAAUCAACCUCAAAGCGAAGACUUCUUCGGCAAAGGCCUCACAAAAAGCCCAGUCGGCCCCCAAGGCCGAGACGAGGAAGAAACAAGCGACACUGCCUGCAGCCGAGGAGGAUAGCGCAAAGGCCGCAUCAACAGAGCCACACGAAUGUGAGGACAAGGAGGAGAAGGUAGAUACAGCAGAUACAGCAGAUGUGCAUGAGGCAGCGGAAGAGGGAUCAAAGGAGAACCUGGGCGCACAAGAACCCGAUGGCAGCUUGGGAAACGACAGCACAGAGGACCCUGUGGCAGCAUGGAGCGAAGAUGAGCCAGAGCUGGAUGGACGAGCACUAGCCUUGGAGGUUACAGCACGAAAGUCUAAAGCAAAGAAGGUGAAAGGAAAAGCAAAGGCAGUGAAAGUAAGGCACGGAGCAAGCUCCUGGACAGCUACAGAUGUGAAGAAGCGCUGCCGCAGACUGCGCGGAGGCGGAUUCGGCUUGGUUUGGCAGUUGGCCGUGAGACGUCUUGACUGGUCGACCAGAGACUGGCUGCCAAUCAACGCUCAAAGAUGUUCUUUCAAGCCGGCCGGGCAGUUAAUGUUAAUGUUUGCCAGCGAGGCAGAGCAAUCUGUGCUGCAAUGCAUGCUAGCAGCAGCAAAUCCCUUGUGCAAGGGGAUUGCUCAGCUUCACUGCGAAGUCUCCGAGUUCGGCACAGGGGACUUCCGCACGCCGAGCUUGGACAUUUGCUUCCGCAAGGACGGUUCCAGGCUACUUCCGCUUGUGUACCAACGCCAUAGGGUCAUGCCCGGCAUGCUGCCGUCCAUGUCGGGACUGCCACUGCUGGGUGCUCACAAUCCCGAGGGUGCCCAGACACUGAUCAUCGAUAUGAUCGACACAUACACUGAGGUCAAGGUUCAGCUGAUUUACACGGUCUUUCCGGGGCUCUCAGCCGUGAGCCGGCGAGUUGUUGUGAAGAACAGCUCCCGGCUGGGCAUGGGCGGCGUGGACCUGAUGAAGUGCAUGUCUGGCACCUUCGAUUUCCUCACGAACGACUGGCACCUUCUGUCGCUGCACGGGAGCUGGGCCUGCGAGCGGCAAAUCACAACGCGCAGGCUCCAGGAGGGCACGGUCCAUCUCGGCAGCAACCGCGGGGUGUCUUCCCAUCAGACGAAUCCUUUUGCAGUUCUUUCAGCGGGACCCCCCUCCGAGAGCUCUGGGCAGUGCUGGGGCUUUUGCUUGCUCUACUCUGGAAAUUGGCUGAUGGAGGUGGAGCAGAGCCAGACGGGAUGCGUCCGAGUCAAUGUGGGUCUCAGCAACACGCACUUCAACUGGGAUUUGCGUGUGCAGGAGACGUUUGAGUCCCCUGAGUGUGUCUGCGUCUUCUCUGACAAAGGACUCGGCGACAUGACUAGCACCUUCCACCGGCUCUUGGGCGAAAGGCUCAUUGCACCGCGCUGGCGGAACCUCAUUUGCCCCGUCCUGAUCAACACAUGGGAGGCCUUAUACUUUGAAGUUUACCAUGACAAGAUCCUGGAGCUGGCACGCCCUGCUAAGCAGGUUGGCGUCGAGCUUCUGGUGCUAGAUGAUGGGUGGUUUGGCAAGCGCGACGACGACACGACUUCGCUUGGUGACUGGAAAGAGGACCCGCGGAAGCUACCGCGAGGCCUGAAGGGGCUGGCAGAGGACCUGAACCAGAUGGGUCUGAAGCUUGGCGUGUGGGUCGAGCCAGAGAUGGUAAACAAGGACAGUGAGCUUUACAUGUCCCACCCCGAAUGGGUGCUGCAUCAUCCUGCCCGGCUUCGUUCGGAGGGCAGGAACCAGCUCGUCUUGGACCUGACGCGUGUGGAAGUCCAGGACUACAUCAUCGACACUGUGAGCUCUGUCCUCAAGGGCGCGAACAUCGAGUAUGUAAAGUGGGACAUGAAUCGGGCCCUCACCGAUGCUUUCUCGGCAGCGCUGCCGCCGAAGCAACAGGGCGAGGUCUACCACCGCUAUGUCCUGGGGCUCUAUCGAAUCUUCGAGACGAUCACCUCGCGUUUUCCGCACGUGCUCUUUGAAAGCUGUGCGUCCGGAGGAGGACGCUUCGAUGCGGCGUUGCUCGCGUGGUGUCCGCAGGCCUGGUGUUCUGACAACUCAGAUGCGUUUACGCGGACCCGCAUCCACAUGGGAACCUCUUUGUGGGCUCCGACACGAUGUAUGGGCGCGCACAUUGCAGCAUGUCCUAGCCAUCAGACUCGUCGCACGCAAAUCAUGAAGACACGCUUCAUUGUGUCUCUUUGGGGCACGUUUGGCCUCGAGCUGGACCUGAAUGCGCUCCCUGCAAAGGAGCUCGAGGAGGUAGCCGAGCUGGUGGCACUGAGAAAGAAGCUCUGCCAGGUGACCCUGCACGGCAACUUCUUCAGAUUACCAGGCUUUGGCUACCCUGGAGCUGCUCAGGGUAAUUCUGCAGGCAUCGGUGACUCGCAUGUCUAUGCGUGGAUGUUUGUAUCACCGGAGCAGGACAGGGCUGUGGUAAGCGCCAUCAUUUUCCACCAUGACACGGUUGGCAAGUUUCCAUCUCGAUUGAAGCUACGCGGUUUGAGGCAAGAGAGUCACUACAACGUCAGCGAGCAUGUUCCAACUCUUGCAGCCGAGGGCGUGUUUAAUGGCAUCUUUCAACCUGGUGGCCCGCAAUUUAAGCACCGCAGGCGGCUGACGUUGACAGGAUCGGUGCUAAUGCAGGUUGGCAUUCCUGUGCACUUCAACUUCGAUGGCGACUCCAUGCUCCUGGAGCUGCAGGCAGUCAAGACAGAGUGA